GUGAACAAGUCUUGCAUGGCGAACAAUAGAGUUGGGGAGACCGGUUUGACUGACUCGGGACCUUCGAAUCACCAUCAUGAUAUUCCUUAUGCAGUUCUUCAUGGAAUGAAUGUUCCCACAUGUUUCAUCCAUCAAGAAGGAUCUGCGUUUGGUUUUGGAGAGCUAGAAGAAGCAAUUGUGCUGCAAGGAGUGAAAACUCGAAAUGAUGAAGCUAAAGCACCUUUAUUCACAACAGGCAGACCAGCGGCUACCCUGGAGAUGUUUCCUUCUUGGCCAAUGAGAUUCCAGCAAACCCCAAGAGGAAGUUCAAAAUCAGUAGGGGAAAGCACUGAUUCAGGUUCUGCAGUGAAUACAAUCUCCAGCAAAACCGAGAAUCAGCUUGAACCGGAAUCGCCUAUCAGUACAAGAAAGACAACUCCUUUGGAUCAUCAACAAGAGAUGGCAAGUGAUAUCUCAAGAACUGGAACAUCACAGAAUCAAUCAAUUGCUAAACUACCCCAAGAAAAGAGAAGGGGUUCAACUUCUGAGAAACAGCUUGAUGCUAAGACACAGAGACGUUUAGCUCAAAACAGAGAAGCUGCAAGGAAAAGUCGUCUUAGAAAAAAGGCUUAUGUUCAACAACUAGAAUCAAGUAGAAUAAAGCUAACUCAACUUGAACACGAUCUUCAGAGAGCACGAUCUCAGGGUUUUUUCUUGGGAGGUUGUGCUGGUGCUGGUGGAAAUAUCAGCUCUGGGGCUGCAAUAUUCGACAUGGAAUACUCGAGAUGGUUAGAAGAUGAUCAGAGAAACAUGUCGGAGCUUAGAACUGGAUUAAAUGCACACCUUUCCGACAGCGACCUUCGAAUAAUCGUUGACAGUUACAUCUCACAUUACGACGAGUUUUUCCGGUUGAAGGCUGCCGCUGCAAAGGCAGAUGUUUUCCACCUUAUAACCGGCAUGUGGACGACUCCAGCGGAACGCUGCUUCCUUUGGAUGGGAGGCUUCAGGCCCUCCGAACUCAUCAAGAUGCUAAUAUCACAAUUAGAUCCAUUAACUGAACAGCAAGUGAUGGGGAUUUACAGCCUCCAGCAUUCUUCACAACAGGCAGAAGAGGCACUCACCCAAGGCCUCGAACAGCUCCAGCAAUCGCUGAUCGACACCGUUGCUGGCGGUCCGAACAUCGACGGAAUGCAACAAAUGGCUGUUGCCUUAGGCAAGCUUGCCAACCUUGAGGGCUUCGUUCGCCAGGGUGACAAUUUAAGACAUCAAACCCUUCACCAGUUGUCCCGGAUACUGACGGUUCGACAGGCAGCACGGUGUUUUAUGAUGAUCGGAGAGUAUUAUGGACGUUUACGAGCACUUAGUUCCCUUUGGGCGUCCCGUCCUCGAGAGAGCAUGAUGAGUGAUGAUCACUCGUGUCAAACAACAACAGACAUGCAAAUGGUCCAACCCUCACAGAAUCAUUUCUCAAACUUUUGAUAAAAGAAAAUUUCACAAAAUCAUGUAUUUUCCACGAUGAAGCUUCCAUGCAAUACAAUAUUAUAC
Hibiscus syriacus is the source of this 1524-nucleotide messenger RNA. RefSeq names its product transcription factor TGA9-like. Gene Ontology annotation, biological process: DNA-templated transcription; regulation of DNA-templated transcription. The transcript has 12 exons. The record is from RefSeq and is a predicted model, not a curated record. NCBI's taxonomy places the organism in Eukaryota, Viridiplantae, Streptophyta, Magnoliopsida, Malvales, Malvaceae. The coding region runs from base 16 to 1458 and encodes 480 amino acids. Gene Ontology annotation, molecular function: sequence-specific DNA binding; DNA-binding transcription factor activity.